GCAGCAUCAGUGGCUACAUGACACAUCAGCAUCAGUGGCUACAUCACACAGCAGCAGCAGCAUCAGUGGCUACAUGAAACAGCAGCAUCAGUGGCUACAUCAUAGCAGAUUAUCUCCUGCUGUUUCGCAGCAGCAUCAGAAUCUGGCAGCAGUAGAAACAGCAGCAGCAGCAGCAACGAACGACUUUCAACGUCCCUACCAAGUUGACCGAGCAGUUUUUGGGGGGCAAAGAACAGCGGUUAUAAAACAUAAUUAAAACAGCAGCAGCACAACAACAAAAACGACGAGGACAAGCCAGCAAACAUCGGCUGCAGCUGCUGCUGUUUGUUUUCGAAGCAGACCCUGCUGCUACUUACAUCACGCGCGUCUCUUCCGAGCUGCUGCUGCUUCUUCACUCUUGACAAGUCGCGGAGUCGACAGACGGCGGAGAGAGACAGAGUAGAGAGCUAGAGACGCAUCAGUUGUUGAAAGGAUCACCGAGAGUCUGAAACUAGGCAACGCACGGGGAGACACCAUGGUGUACGGCAUCACAGCGCGGCUGCAGAGGCAGCUGAACAAGUCGGAAGGCGUGGGCGCCACGAGCGAGAGGUGCAGCAAACACCUGGGACAGGACUUCGAGAAGAUCCGGGGCUGGUGCCUGCAGAAUGGCACCCUCUUCGAGGACGACCGCUUCCCCGCCACGGCCGCCUCUCUCGGCUUCAAGGAGCUGGGACCCGGCUCGUCCAAGACACGUGGAGUGCAGUGGCGUAGGCCUACGGAGAUAUGCUCAAACCCGCAAUUCAUUGUGGGAGGAGCCACACGCACGGACAUCUGCCAAGGCAGCUUGGGCGACUGCUGGCUGCUGGCGGCUAUCGCCUCUCUGACGCUGAACGAGAAGCUGCUGACACGAGUUGUGCCCACGGGCCAAGAGUUCACCGGUGGCUACGCCGGUAUCUUCCAUUUCCAGUUCUGGCAGUUUGGCGAGUGGGUGGACGUGGUGAUCGACGACCGCCUGCCCGUGAAGUCCGGGGAGCUCGUGUUCGUCCACUCGGCCGAGGGGAACGAGUUCUGGAGCGCGCUGCUCGAGAAGGCCUAUGCCAAGAUGAACGGCUCGUACGAGGCCCUGACCGGGGGCAGCACGAGCGAGGGCUUUGAGGACUUCACGGGCGGUGUCACCGAGACGUUCACCCUCUCCAAGGCGCCCCAAAACCUCUGGAAACUCCUCAACCAGGGCGUGCAGAGAGGCUCGCUCAUGGGCUGCUCCAUCGACAUAACGAGCGCGGCCGACACGGAGGCCAUCACGACGUGGAAGCUGGUGAAGGGCCACGCCUACUCUGUCACGGGUGUGGACCAGGUGUACCACAAAGGAGGCUUGGUGAAGCUCGUCCGUAUCCGAAACCCCUGGGGCCAAGUCGAGUGGAUCGGCCCAUGGAGUGACAGCUCGCGGCAAUGGAACGAGGUGUCGGACAGCGAUCGGGAUCGGCUCAUGGUCAAGAGCGAAGAUGGCGAGUUCUGGAUGUCGUACGACGACUUCUUGCGCCAGUUCUCACGCCUGGAGAUCUGCAACCUGACGGCGGACGCGCUCUCGGACGAUAAUCUCCACUUCUGGAGCUCCGUGGUGCACGAGGGCAGCUGGGUGCGCGGCUGCAGCGCCGGCGGCUGCCGAAACUUCCCGGACACUUUCUGGAGCAACCCGCAGUUCCGGCUGAACCUGCUGGAGGAGGACGACGACCCCGAGGACAACGAGGAGGGCUGCACCGUCGUGGUGGCGCUCAUGCAGAAGGACCGACGCAAGCAGCGCCGGCAGGGCCGCGACCUCCUCACCAUGGGCUUCGCCAUCUACGAGGUCCCGCAGUCGCACGUGGGGCAGCCGCAGCUGAAGCUGAAGAAGGACUUCUUCCAAUUCCACGCAUCCAAGGCGCGCUCCGAGGUGUUCAUCAACACUCGCGAGGUGUCCCAGCGCUUCCUGCUGCCCCCGGGCGAGUACAUCAUCAUGCCCUCCUCCUUCGAGCCCAACCAGGAGGCCGACUUCAUCCUGCGCGUAUUCUCGGAGAAGCAGCAAGCGGUGGAAAAAAUGGACGAUGACGUCGACAUUGUAAUGCCCGAGUUGGACUUGGAGGUACCAGUGGACCCGGCCUUCAUCAAUGUGUUUGCCAAGCUCGCCGGAGCGGACAACGAGAUCAGCCCCUCGGAGCUGCGGGACAUCCUCAACCGCGUUGUGGGAAAACAUGCCGACCUCAAGACGGACGGCUUCAGCCUGGACGCCUGCCGCAACAUGGUGUCCCUCAUGGACCGGGACGGCAGCGGCAAGCUGGGCAUCAAGGAGUUCAACUUCCUGUGGCAACGCAUCAAGUCGUGGCAGCAAAUCUUCCGACAGUUCGACAUGGACCACUCGGGAAACAUGAACGGGUACGAGUUCCGCCUCGCUCUGGCUGAAGCAGGCUUCCGUCUGAACGACCAGCUGACGCAGACCAUCACCAUGCGCUACAUGGAGGAGAACGGAGUCAUCGACUUCGACAACUACCUGUGCUGCCUUGUGCGGCUCGAGACCAUGUUCCGGAUAUUCCAGGCCCUCAACAAGGAUGGUGAUGGAACCAUUAAGCUCAAACUGCCCGAGUUCCUGAACCUCACUAUGUUCGGUUGAGGAGGGAGAGGAGGCGCGGGGGAAGCGAGCAGCGGGACGCAGCAGCGACGGCGACAGAGAUCGGAUGUCAGCUGGCGCAUGAGCUCCAGCGCUUGCACGCUCCUACACGUGUGUGUCUUUGUUCGCGUGCAUGUGUGAGAGCGUCGGCGUGUUGCCUACCCGAGUGUGCUCGUGCGAGUGAAUGCGUGGGGUAGAGCUGUCGGAAAGCUACAGUGAAGUGGUGAGCGUGCUGCGCUGCAAACCCAGCAAACCAAGUUCGAUGCCCGGCCACAGUUAACGUCUGUGACUUAAAUGUGAAUUGGUCCUAGGCCUCCCCUAGGUCGGCUCGUACAUAAAUGAUUACCUGGUACGGUGUGUAAACAUAAGCGCAAGUUGACGCAAAGGCGGCAGCUGGAAGCGAUGCUGGCCACAACACCCACUUGUCCGCAUUGCCUGUGUAUGUUGAACUUCUUUCGCACCAUACAUAGGUGCUCGCUAACAGCACUUGCCUUAAUAGUCUGUAUAGCCAUAAGGGGGGGGGAGUAUCUGUUUGUGAGUGAGUCGGUUUCUAUCCGUAUCAAGCUGCAGAGUGCGAACGCGUGCGUGCGUUGGGUGAAUGGCCGAUGGCGGGCACCCUCCUCGCCAAAACCCACACACCGUCACGGCGCAGCGCCAGCCUUAAUAGGUGCUCGCUAAUCCAGCAACUCGUGCCUCACCGGGCCAAAUGGAGGCCAGACAAGAGGGGGGGGGGGGGCAGCAUGUCUAUGCUUGUAUGCUCUGACACACUUCUCAUACAUGUGUGUAUGAGAAGUCAAGCGGGUGAAUGGUCACACCAAAAGUAUUUCGGGACGCCGACCGUCAUUGCAUGUGCACAGUCCCUCGCAGGCGCUUUACGUCGCCUCGAAUCGCCGGCGUGCGUGUCUUGUACGUACGUUGAACUUCUUUCGGACCGUGGGUGGCCAGCCGUGCUAAUCGGAGGGUUGCGAGGAGGAGGAGGAGGGAAGGACAACAAACACAAAACGAACGAGCAGUUCUCGAUCAGUGGUGGGCAACCGUGCGGGGCCUCGUGCCCUCCCGUGGAGCCCCUCGUGAUGGCCCGCCGGUCUCGGUGUCUCGAGGUCGAUGGCGUGGGGUGGGGGUGGGGGGGGGGGGCGGGGGGGCGGUCACGCUCGGUGCCCGACCGCGACGACGUCAAAGCUUUCCGGCCCACCGGGGGUGCAGGAGGGGGGCCGCUCGCGAGGCCCACUGACCGUGGUCCACGUUGCCCACCCACCGUGGUUUGCCCGCUGCUGGUCUCGACUGUGGAAAUUCGAAUCAAAAGGUGGCGGAAAAACCCUCGGCGCGAGCCCAUCGGGGGGCGGGGGUUCUCUCCGCUGCAGUGCCACACACAAAAAAUGGGUUGGGGGGGGCGCACGAUGCGUUUUGAAAACCUGACGGAGGUCGUUUAAAUGCAGUUUAUAUGCACGCACACACAAUGUGUGCACGCGUCUACGUAGCUACGCAGUGUUUUCAUGCACGCGUAUAUAACGGAUAAUGGGGGUUUCUUUUCAUUUACUGCUUACGUUUGGGGUUUUUUGUCGUUUUCUACAAAGCACCACAACGGUGCCGAUUGCACGUUCAGAUUUUUUUUAUUUUAGUUUGGUGGGGUUGGUGGGACGUUCAUGUGAGCGUGUGUAUCAUUUUUUUUUUAAAUUCUCAAAACAUCUCAAGCUUUCAUUGUCCUUAUACGUGUAUCAUUUUUUGUUCGUUUGCCAUUAUUUAAGCUCGGGUCUGUGUUUUCCCUCUCACCGUGAGAGUCAUCCCAUCGCAACCCGAUUUGUUGAGUGUGUCCCAGUGACAUUGCUGAACCGAGGCUCUGUAGCUGAGGGGGAGUCUCCAGCUCUGCGGCGGAGGCGUCAAGGUAUCGUGAGAGAGAGAGAGAGGACAUUUGUCGUGCGUGCGGCGACUUUUGGAGCUCGUGGGCAGCCCCGCCCUUUCCCCGUAGGAAACUGUUCAGCUGCCUUAUCACGCCCUACCUCGAGUGAGGGGGGAGUGUGUGGUGUGUUUGUGUGUGCGCCUGGAGCACAGGUGAUGCAUUUGCAAGUCAUCUCAGUCAACCCGUGGCACCUGGGUCUGUCCCGUGACUUCUUGUCAGCGAACCUUUAAAAACUUCCAACGGAAGUGCGCCUAGCCUGGCACAAGCACCGCGGUGACGUCACCGCCACUUGUAUGGUAGUGUAGUGGUUAGUGCACUGCGAUACAAACGCGGUGACUCAAGUUAGAUUCCCAAUUGUGGUCGACACCAAUGACGAUAAUCUGAACCGGUCCUGGACCUCCCCUAGGUCGACUCGGCCUCAAAUGAGUACUUGGCGUGGUGUGUAAACAUCGCCACUGGGGUGACAAAGGCGGCCGGGCGUGGUGUUGGCCACUCAUCCCCAUCAUGUGCUGUGCCGGCCUUCAUAGGUGCUGCUCACUGUCUUUGCGUGGCAGAGACCUGCCGUGACUCCAAAGUCGGGCACGAAGCGAGUUUCACCCCAGGCUUCCCAGCCAGGAAUUCCACGCAGCCUUGUGGGAGGACAUAUGUGGUGAUAGCCCAGCGCCUACUGGUGCAGUUAAAUAUCGUUGGAUUAUUUCAGGGGUAAGGACACAUUUCCUUCCUGAGUGCCGAAUCAUCAUUGGGGUUUUAUUUCAAUAUAGUUGCAGCCAAUUUUAUGAGUGAUUAUACAACUGGGAAGAAACCGGAGCACUCGGGAGGAAACGGACACGCGCGAGGGGGCAACAUUCGAUCCCUGUACAGGUGGAAACAGAUGGCGAUUAGUCCAUUUGCUGUACCGCCUUCUCUUGGCGAGCCAGGGUACAGCACCUCGACGCCAACGGGAAGGGAGCUCCACAACAUCUGUGCGGUGAUCCACCAACGCUCGCUGCUGCCUCCACAGAGGCAGGCACGUGCAUAGCCACCAUUGUUACAAACCUGUGCGCACUGUGAGCGAAGCAGUUGGGCUACCUAUAGGUGGUGCCUGUUCGUUUGCAAAGGUACAAUUGCAUUUUCUAGUGAGUAUAUUCUUAAUCCUACACUCUAUGGUUCUUUCGGUAAAGUCACGUACGUUACCGAAAUAACCAAAGAGUAUGGAUUCCUGCAGUCACGAAAGCUUCAAAUCUAGAUUAUAUUCCUACAAUUAAAACUAUUAAAUUCAUUUAAAAAAAUAACCCCAAUAGCAGGACCCGUGUCUGCUUGGGGCCUGGUGAAUGCCCUCUUCUGGCCGGUGCUUAUAUUUCACGUGGCCGAAUGUAGCUUUUAUUUGAGGGCUGCUGCCAUCUAGUGGUACAAUAUGGAGAGAAAAUAUUAAAAGGACCCGGGGGGGGGGGGGGGCAUGAUGCCACGCACGCUGACAAUAUUCACCAAGCUUCGAACUGACCAAGCUUACAGAAUAAUAUUUUUUGAAGAGUCGGCUCGCUGGAAAAUGACGUCCGAAAGAAAGGGGUUAAAAGGGAUUAUCUGCCACCCAAUAAAUGCGUGUAGGAAACUGUUUUAACACUAAUUGAUGGAUACGUGUCAACUCGUACAUGCAUCAAUACACUACACACGCGAUAAUUGAGUACGGAUUCGUUUACAAAAAAAAUGUGCAAAUAUGCGGUUAUAUUUCAGGCGAACCGAGAGACAACUCUGCAAACUAAGCAGAUAAAACCCCAAUUAAAAAAAUACAAGAAACAGAA
Messenger RNA from Petromyzon marinus (sea lamprey), 6295 nucleotides. Its product is annotated as calpain-1 catalytic subunit-like. Gene Ontology annotation, biological process: proteolysis. The record is from RefSeq and is a predicted model, not a curated record. Gene Ontology annotation, molecular function: calcium-dependent cysteine-type endopeptidase activity; calcium ion binding. Gene Ontology annotation, cellular component: cytoplasm. NCBI's taxonomy places the organism in Eukaryota, Metazoa, Chordata, Hyperoartia, Petromyzontiformes, Petromyzontidae.